UCAUUUAGUUUAGGGUGAGCCUUUGUUGAUUUCGGCCUUUAAGAGCUCGGGUAAACAGCAAACAAUCGUUGUUUCCAGUCGGACUACUAUGUGUGCGACACACAUUCAACGCAAAGCUGCUACAGCCGGGCUGGUCAUGUCUCCUUCACGGUCCAUCUUGCUGGUGGGAGAAGGGAACUUCUCAUUUUCUGCCUCUAUAAGCCAGUUUUACAGCGUCACAGCCACUUGCCUGCAGCAUCAGGAGGAGGCAUUGCGGCAGGAGGGCGCAGCCGAUAACAUCCACAUCAUCAAGGACUCAGGUGGAGCUGUGCUUUUUGAGGUGGACUGCACAAAGCUCGGGGAAUGUGCCUCUCUGCGGGGACGAGUGUUUGACCGAGUACUGUUCAACUUUCCCCACUGUGGGAGAAAGAGUGGGGUGAAAAAGAACAGACAACUUCUCAAAAACUUCUUCCUCAGUUGUGUUCAGGUUUUGGCUGAAGACGGGGAGGUUCAUGUUUCCUUGUGCAACGGGCAGGGUGGGACACCGAUGGACCAGCCGAAGCGAGAGUGGCACAACAGCUGGCAGGUUGCUGCCAUGGCAGCAGAAGCACACUUAAUCCUUAGUGAUGUCCAACCUUUUGAAAGUGAGAAAUACCAGAGCUACAAGUGCACUGGAUACAGGAGCCAGGAUAAGGGCUUUCAUGUGGAGAAUGCUUUGCUCCAUGUGUUUACGCGCAGCCUCCCCUACAGCUCUGCUCAGACACUCAGAGUGGAGGAGGCUGUUGAAGGAGAGAAAGUCCAGUACAACAUCCAGGCUGAGCUCAGUGAUUACAUAUUCAGGGGAUUUCUGUCCUCAGGGUCUGUCCAUCCUGUCAGGUUGGUGUAUGAUUUUCUUCUUGAAGGACUAACAGAGAAGUGGUCUGUCUCCAUGACAACAGAGACUCUUCCCUUCCUCCUCACGGCCGAACAGCUGCAGACGUGCUGUCACGACAUAGAGAGUGCAAACUGCUACUGGAUUCACCUGCUUCAGAAAGACCUCAACUCUGACGCUCAUACCUAUACAGACAAAGAAAAAGAUCAGUCGACAUUCUCGGACCGUCAGGGAAGCGCAGGCACACGAAACACUGUGUCGGCCAUAUGUGAGAAAGUGGACAGGGUGAGGAGCAAAGGAGCUGAGAGUUUAAGGUUCGCAUGCUCUCUUGAUGUUGAUUCUGAAGAGGAAAGUGGUCUUUAUAUGCUGCGUCCUUCGCUGCACCCUCAACUAGAAGAGCUUCUAGCUAGAAAAGAGGAGUUGACUAACAACACUGGAAGUUGUGGGGAGACAGAAGGGAACAAUAAAAGUGUUGAAGAUGAAGGAAAUAAGGAGGAGGAGGAGGUUUGUGGGAGCUGUAAUGGCGUUGCAGGCUCAUUGUUUGGCAUUAGUGGCCUUGUGUUCAAGAAUGUGCCCAUCAACCUCUGGGCUCUGCCUGUUUUUCAUGAGUUUCUCCUCAGAGGUGUUUUCCCUUCAGAGAGCGAGCCAAUCAAAUUGCUUGGACAAAGGCUUGAAACACUGCUGGCUCCCUACGGGGUUUCCCUGGUUACGGAACCAGGAGGUCUGCGUCUGAUGGCGCAGCCGAUGGGUUCGGUCGGUCAAGUGUUUUCAAAUACUCCACCUGACAACACGAGCCAUGUCAGUGUCACCGUAUCCUUAAAUCUGGACCUCCUCGCCGCGCUCCUGUUCUCACUCCCAGACUGGCGGCUGCUGUGGUCACAUGACCCACGCUUCUCAGAACAGUUUGCACACCGCCCCCCGCCGGGGACACCUUUCCUCCCAUUCUCCCUGUUUCCCGAGCUCUUCAGCUUUGACAUCAGCUUCUGGACAGGGCCAAGCUGGGAGGAGAAGAAGUUUUACGCCGUGGUCCGAGAGGCCAGUCGCGGGACCGUGGAGCAAGUUAAACUCAUCGAUACGUUCUCACAUCCUGACCUGAGCCAGACCAGUUACUGCUUCCGACUCACCUACCAAUCACACACACAUGCUCUGUCACACACACAAGCCCUCCAGUUUCACAAAGACUUGGAGUCUUUACUCUCUUCUCGGCUUCAGGUCACCAUCAGGAACAAAAAAGGGGGCGAAGUUGGAACAAUAUCUGCAUCGGUAAACAUGGCGGCCAAGGCGCUUCGGCAGCGAACCAGGCGAGGCAGCAGACAAGAUGCAAACAACGUCAACAUCUCCACCGAAGCUCGGCCACCGAAAGAGGAGAAAGGCGGCGGCGACGACAGCAAAGUCGCAGAGACUCGGCAAGAGUCAGUAAGUCGUGGAGGGCAGGUAUGGGCCCCUGAAGGUUCGACUGCAUUUAAAUGCCUGCUCUCCGCACGAUUCUGUGCAGCUUUGCUCAGCAACAUCUCAGACUGUGAUGAGACCUUCAACUACUGGGAGCCAAUGCACUACCUGCUUUAUGGCACAGGGAUGCAAACAUGGGAAUAUUCUCCAUUGUACGCCAUCAGGUCUUACGCUUACUUAUGGCUACAUGCCCUUCCUGCUUGUUUACAUGCUCAUGUACUACAGACGAACAAGGUGUUGGUGUUCUACUUUGUGCGAUGUGUCUUAGCGUUCUCCUGCUGUGUCUGUGAACUCUAUUUCUACAAGGCAGUUUGUAAGAAGUUUGGUCUGCAUGUGGGCCGUCUGAUGUUGGCGUUUCUUGUCCUCAGCACUGGAAUGUUCUGCUCGUCUGCAGCAUUUCUGCCAUCCUCUUUCUGUAUGUACACAACGCUGGUUGCCAUGACUGGGUGGUUUCAGGACUCGCCGCCGUUAGCCGUAAUGGGUGUGGCUGCCGGUGCCAUCGUUGGAUGGCCAUUCUCUGCUCUGAUUGGGGUUCCCAUUGCCUUCGACCUGCUGGUGUUAAAGAGGCAGUGGAAAGGUUUUAUCACCUGGUCAGCUGUCGCUUUGCUGCUGCUGCUGGUACCAUUCGUGGCAGUGGACUCUUUCUUUUAUGGCAAACUGGUCAUCGCUCCUCUGAAUAUUCUACUUUAUAAUGUCUUCACACCACAUGGGCCCGAUCUGUAUGGUACAGAGCCGUGGCAUUUCUACUUUGUCAAUGGGCUCCUGAACUUCAACCUGGUGUUUGCUCUGGCACUGUUUUCUCUGCCACUCACUGCUCUCAUGGAGACACUGUUACACAGGUUCAAUGUGCAGAACCUGGGUCGUCCAUACUGGCUGACUCUGUCUCCCAUGUAUCUCUGGAUGUUGGUUUUCUUCACCAGACCUCAUAAAGAAGAAAGGUUUCUCUUUCCCAUCUAUCCUCUCAUCUGCCUCAGCGGGGCUGUAGCCCUCUCCUCUCUGCAAAAAUGCUACCACUUUCUUUUCCAGCGGUACCGUCUGGAGCACUACACGGUCUCUUCCAACCGGUUGGCUCUCAGUGCAGUUGUUGUCUUCACAGUCCUGUCACUGUCUCGCUCUGUCGCCCUCUUCAAAGGCUACCAUGCCCCUCUGGACUUGUACCCAGAGUUUCACCGCAUCGCCAAGGAUCCAACUCUGCACUCAGUCCCUGAAGGCAGGCCUGUUAGUGUGUGUGUGGGCAAGGAGUGGUACCGCUUCCCAAGCAGCUUUCUUCUACCUCACAACUGGCAACUGCACUUCAUUCAGUCUGAGUUUAAGGGGCAGCUGCCUCAGGCGUACGCCUCUGGUCCUCUGGCCACACAGAUCAUUCCUGCUAAUAUGAACGACCAGAACCUUGAGGAGCCAACCAGAUAUGUGGAUUUACGGCAGUGCCACUACCUGGUAGACCUAGACACUGAUGAAGAGACACCACAUGAGCCGCGUUAUUCAGCCAACAAAGAGGAGUGGAGCAUCGUCGCUUAUAAGCCUUUCCUUCAAGCAUCAAGGUCUUCGCCUCUCUUAAGAGCGUUUUACAUCCCGUUUAUAUCGGACCAUCACACCACCUACAGGCGCUACGUCAUCUUGAAAGCACGGCGGCAAAAGCAGCCUCGUAAGCGGACCCAUGGCUGACCCUUAAACGUCAACCUGGCCCCAAGAACAAAAUCCUAACACCAGAAAUCAAUCAGUUUCCCUCCAAACAGCUGGCAUGUCUGUGUGUGUGUAUGUGUGUAUGUGUGUAUGUGUAUGUGUGCGUGUGUGUGUGUGUG
Thunnus maccoyii (southern bluefin tuna) is the source of this 4101-nucleotide messenger RNA. It is a transcript of the gene alg9, whose product is annotated as ALG9 alpha-1,2-mannosyltransferase. The transcript has 22 exons. Bases 89 to 3964 code for a protein of 1291 amino acids. NCBI's taxonomy places the organism in Eukaryota, Metazoa, Chordata, Actinopteri, Scombriformes, Scombridae. Gene Ontology annotation, biological process: rRNA base methylation; protein N-linked glycosylation. The record is from RefSeq and is a predicted model, not a curated record. Gene Ontology annotation, cellular component: endoplasmic reticulum membrane. Gene Ontology annotation, molecular function: alpha-1,2-mannosyltransferase activity; rRNA (uridine-N3-)-methyltransferase activity.